CCAUGGUUCCCUGCUGUGAGCAUUGUCUGGUUACAGGCCUGAAUGAGGGGCAAGUGGAGUGCCAGGACUGGAUUCAAGGCUUGUGGCAGCCAGUAAAUGAUCCUUAUCAAGACCCAAAAGUUCAGAGCUACAGUGGCCCCAUAGCACAAAGGAGAACAAAGGUUCUCAACAUCUUAGUCUGAGAGGCAUCAGUCAGAAAAGGGAUUCUGAUGCCUGGNGAUGGCUGAGGAAUGGAGCCGUAGGCAGUAAAAGGGUCAACCACCAGGAGUCGCUGCUGCACCGGAAGCUAGUCUUCGUUGCGCCUGCGCGGACGCGGGCACGCGGCGUUCUCCAGCCCNGCGAGUGCGCGCCCUCCACACCAAGUGCGCCUGCGCGGAGCCUGUAGUAGUCCCCCUUCUCGCGCCGGGCGCUCGUCAGUCGCCGGCGGCCAUGGGGGAGGCCGAGGUGGGCGGCACGGGCGCCCCAGGCGACAAGGGCCCAGGCGAGGCAGCCCCGAGCCCUGCUGAGGAGACGGUGGUGUGGAGCCCUGAGGUGGAAGUGUGCCUCUUCCACGCCAUGCUGGGCCACAAGCCUGUCGGGGUGAAUCGGCACUUCCACAUGAUUUGUAUCCGAGACAAGUUCAGCCAGAAUAUUGGGCGCCAGGUUCCAUCCAAGGUGAUCUGGGACCAUCUGAGCACUAUGUACGACAUGCAGGCACUGCACGAGUCUGAGAUUCUUCCAUUCCCAAAUCCAGAGAGGAACUUUGUCCUUCCAGAUGAGAUCAUUCAGGAAGUCCGAGAAGGAAAAGUGGUCAUUGAAGAAGAAAUGAAGGAGGAGAUGAAGGAGGAUGUGGACCCCCACAGUGGGGCUGAUGAUGUUUUUUCAUCUUCAGGGAGCUUGGGGAAAGCAUUAGAAAAAUCCAGCAAAGACAAAGAGAAGAACUCCUCAGACUUGGGGUGCAAAGAAGGGGCAGACAAGCGGAAGCGCAGCCGGGUCACUGACAAGGUCCUGACUGCCAACAGCAAUCCCUCCAGCCCCAGUGCUGCCAAGAGGCGCCGCACAUAGACACCUCAGCCUCAGGUGGCCACAGAGAUGCUCCAACUGCCUGUCUCCAGGUCCCUGGGUGAAUGUGGCCAUACAGCAGAGAUGCUAGUGGGGCUUCCGCUGUGUCAUCAGACCUCCAGAGCACCUGAUUGGCCCAAAAGACCAGCAAGACCCUUGUCUACUCUGCAGAUGGUGAAGCCUUUGAGGCAGCCUCUUGCUUUCUCCUGUGGGUCCCUUGUGCCCACAGUGUGUGGAGAAGAGCUGGUGCAUGGGGCCAGAGGACCAAGAGUCAGCAAGCAAUAAGACGCCACCCUCACUGUCCUCAGGAGCCAGGCAUCCUCCCUGGGUGCCCACUCUUUGCAUCUGCUUUUCCUGUAAGACUCCACUGUGCACUGGCAUCCAGAGAAGGUGUCUUUGGAGUUCACACAGCACACACUGUGCACAGAAGGCCUCCCCAUCUGGGAACUAGAACUGGAUAUUUUGCCUCAUUCACUUGUACUGUAAUAGUGUAUAUAACUUAGUUGGUAUUUCACUAUUUAAUUUUUAAGAAGCCUAUUUUACUAGUGUUUUGUAUGAAGAAAAAUACUGCAGAAGUUAAACCUGUGAUGUGUUUUUUUGAGCUGUUUUGUUUUAAGGUAACUACUGAAAUAAGUCUGGCUGUUUUUAUAUGCCAGAUACAGAGAAUUUUUAGCGGUUAUUUUUGUAAUUUUAGUAACUUGGAAAAGACCAAAAAAGAGAGUGGAACAAAGGAACUGCCAUUAGACUGAAAAACCAAUGGCCUGAUGGUUGAAGUANAUUUUCAUUUGCAGAAUAUUAAAGCAUUAAAAAAAAAAAAA
Molecule: messenger RNA, 1859 nt
Organism: Mus caroli (Ryukyu mouse)
Lineage: Eukaryota; Metazoa; Chordata; Mammalia; Rodentia; Muridae
Gene: Mrgbp
Product: MRG domain binding protein
Biological process (GO): regulation of transcription by RNA polymerase II
Cellular component (GO): nucleus; NuA4 histone acetyltransferase complex
Source: RefSeq, a predicted model, not a curated record